ACGACAGGUUCAUUUCCCUAGUACAUAGUUGAUUUGGGUCGCCUCUCUCACUCUCAGUGCGAGUGUCUAGUAGUAGCAGCAGUAGGGUUUUCCAAAACCCCAGAACCCAAAAUCCUCACUCUCUCUUGAGUCUCUUCAGGUUUCAUUUUCAUAAAGGUGGCGAGCUUUUUGAAUGCAAUGCAUGCUAUAAAGGGUGGCUGGGUUGGGCAAACAUUUGCCCUAGCUAAAAACAAUGAAUCUGAAGGAAGGAAGUCCCGAAUUCGGCGUUCAAAGGAGGAGAGGAAAGAAAUGGUUGUAGCCUUCAUUAAAAAGUAUCAGAAUCUGCACAAUGGGAGUUUUCCAUCGCUUAAUCUGACCCACAAGGAAGUUGGUGGGUCUUUCUACACUGUACGAGAAAUUGUCCGAGAUGUAAUCCAAGAAAAUAGAGUGCUGGGUCCUGCUAAGUUCAUUGCAGAGGAUCAGACCAUUGAUCAGUUCUUGGAACAUAAUCCACUUGGUUCGAUUGCUGCAGAACCUCAAGAUGCUUUGGCAGAAGCAUCAAAUGAUUCUCAGUUUGCCAACAAUCAACAACGAGAUACAGUGCAAGAAAUGGUUUUGGUUUCUGAUGGGCAUUCGUUUACUCUUGAGCAUCAGAUUUUUGGCCAUGGCCGAGCCGUGAAUGGCACUGCAGUAGAAGUGAAUGGCAAAGAAACGGAGGGUAAAGAGUUGCAAGUAAAUGUAUCAGUGGAAACAGAAAAUAAGGUAGGUGAAGAAUCUGUAGUUUCUGAUGGGAAUUGUAUUGGUCGAGAAUAUCAGAUGUUUGACAAUGGUAGUCAGGUUGAUCAGAAAUACAAACAAACUGAGGAACUGACAUGUGCGGAGCAUAAAGUAAGUGAGCCUUUGGAAGUAGAGAAGAAUGUUGAGGAAGUUUGGGGAACAUCUAGGUCUAGAGUGACCUCCAUAGAGGCAGAUGUAAUAGUUGAGACAUUCCCCUUACCACCUGUUACUAGGACUACUGAGAGCUUGGAUGGAAAGGUAGAAGUAAGAAAUUUUAUUUUGUCUGCUGAGGAUAAAGGAACCAAGGGGAUGGGGUCGGCCGCUGGUGUUGAUAGUUCGCCAUCGGAUACAAUAGAUUCCAUGAAGAGCUUGGUUGAUGAUAAAGUAGCAAUGAAAAGCUCCUUGGUUGGAAACAAAUCCACCUCAGUGAAUGCGGAAGCAUUAGAAAUUGUCAGUGAUCCGUCCCUGGAGAGCUCAAAUUGCUCAACCAUUGAAGGAAAUGUUAUAUAUCAAAAUGGAAGCACAGACCCUAAGGUCAAAGCACCCGGAAAUGACGUUCCGAUAUCUGAGAGCUUUGAACAAAUUGAAGGGACUGCUGGAGCUAAGACAAGAAAAGCUCCAGAUACAAAAAACCUUAAUGGUACCAGCAAUCUCAAUGGCCUGCCACAAACCAAAGAGGUGCUUGUGAAUGAAGAUGAAGUCGUUGUGCACUCUACUGCAGGCUUGCAAAAAGGAAACAACCCCACUUUAGACAGGAUUAAUCUCGAAUCGUGGCAAAGGGGGCCUAAAAAGUCUGAAAAACGGGAAGGCAAACCUUUCUGGGCUGUACUUAAAGAGUAUAUAGACGCCUUUGUGAAGUUUUGGUCGGAAUGAGGUUUGAGUGUACUUAUAUUGCUGAGUGAAAAAUUUAUGUACCUGCCAGGUUUAUUUGUGAUUUCAGUUUUAUUAGAUCAUCAUUAUCUCCUUUUCCAUACUUGCAUGGCUAACCUCAUAUUUUCGUGUACAACUGAGUAGCUUAAUUCCCAUAACUUGGCAAGAAAUACCACAUUUUAGUGACCCAAAUCUUAAUGACAGCAUGUUACCAUAAUAUCAGCUGAGAUGGGCUUUUCAGAAAAGCUGGCUUAUGCUUAUUUUUAAGAAUAAGUGGCUGAAAAGCAAUGAAGACCAGAUCCUUUAGAGUUAGCACCCUUUAGAGCUUAUCGUCUAGGUGCAUACAGUACAGUGAUUAGAGGCCUAGCUAAGUUAGGAGGGAAACCAGAUCCUUUCUUCUUUUAUCAGUAUUGCAGGGGAGGAUUCAAGGGUGAGAUUUAUUCAACAUGACGAUUAUAACUAAAGUUGGUGCAGAAGACAUAUUCUACUAUGUAAACCUUAUGGUACUUGUACCAUUAUAAGAUCAACAUAGCUAUACCUUCUAUCACCUACAUCUGACAUAUGAUUGAAGUUUCCAUAUGUAAGUGACUAAAGGAAGAGCUUCAAGACCAGCAAACGUUACCUAGUUACUUUUGGUUUCCUAAAAACCCACAGGUGAGUUAUGAAGAGGGUUUUUCUCAUAAGAAAUUAGAGAAGG
Fragaria vesca subsp. vesca is the source of this 2323-nucleotide messenger RNA. RefSeq lists its product as uncharacterized. The coding region runs from base 178 to 1629 and encodes 483 amino acids. NCBI's taxonomy places the organism in Eukaryota, Viridiplantae, Streptophyta, Magnoliopsida, Rosales, Rosaceae. The record is from RefSeq and is a predicted model, not a curated record. The transcript has 5 exons.